AUGCUCCCAGCUGCUCUGGUUCGAGUGCUAGUGCCUGGAGAGGCACUAUUUCUGGACGAAGUCUCAUCUCUUCCCCCUCCCCGUCAGCCCUUUCCUCUGCAUCAGGUUCUUGUGGCACGACUUCUGCAACUACGGGAGGUCAAUCAUCAGCCCUUCUUCCUUCAGGAAGCGGAGCAAAUAGUCUCCUUCCUUUACCAGGCUUUCCCAAGGCUUCUCACUCCGGAGUGA
This is a messenger RNA of Protopolystoma xenopodis, 228 nucleotides long. The record is from the annotation of a GenBank genome assembly. Lineage: Eukaryota; Metazoa; Platyhelminthes; Monogenea; Polystomatidea; Polystomatidae.